Molecule: messenger RNA, 1044 nt
Organism: Camelina sativa (false flax)
Lineage: Eukaryota; Viridiplantae; Streptophyta; Magnoliopsida; Brassicales; Brassicaceae
Source: RefSeq, a predicted model, not a curated record
AUGAUGCAUGCUUUGAUGGAGAAUCAAAAGAAAAACGCCACUGAGGUGAAUGUCAAGAUCGACAUCAUGUAUUCUGAGUUGAAUGGGAGGAUAGAAUCAUUAAACACUCACAUGAGAGUGUUGGAGAACCAAGUGGCACAGUCUGCAGCGAGAGUCAAGGCGCCUCCAGGAACACUUCCAGGGAAAAACGAGGCUAAUCCAAAAGAAUUCGUGAAUGUCAUCACCCUUCGAAGCGGCAGGGAACUUAAAGAACCAAAGCAAAGAGAAGGGACUGACCAAUCCAAUAACAAGACUGACCAAUCCAAGACACAAGAACAGGAAAGCAACUCUGAUGAGGUUCCUAACGAAGCUUCUGAUGGCAUUGAAAUAUCUGGUACAGCUACUGCUACGGGAGAGCAACCUUGCAGACCCCAAUCGCCUUAUGUACCCAAACUCCCUUUCCCUACGCGUCGUAAGUCCAAGAUACAGAAGCGAGAAUAUGAAAAGCUGAAAUCAGUGGUAGAAGAACUUCAGGUCAGACUCCCUUUCAUCGAAGCAGUAAGGAUGGUUCCAUCUCUCAAGAAGUACAUGAAGGAGAUCCUCACCGAUAAGCUCAGUUUGGAGAAAGGAGUAAUGUAUCUCACGCAAGAAUGCAGAGAUCUCAAGUUCAACAAUUGCCUCUGCGAUUUGGGAGCUAGUAUAAGCCUGAUGCCGCUGAACGUUGCUAUGCGACUUGGACUGUAUACUUUCAAGCCCACUCAAGUGACUCUAGUCCUAGCUGAUCGCUCCACUCGUCGUCCAAAAGGGUUGUUGGAGAAUUUACCAGUGCAAAUUGGAAACUGCUACAUACCCAUUGAUUUCAUCGUUUUGAAACUCGACGAAGAAUCCCAGGAUCCGAUCCUACUAGGAAGGCCCUUCCUAGCAACCGCGGGUGCAAUGAUAAACGUCCGUGAAGGAAAAAUUGAUCUGCACAUGGACGAUUUGGUGGUGAGAUUCAAUUUGGAGAAGGUCGCUAAGAAGCCUACUAUCGAUGGUCAAACAUUCUGGAUUGACACUUCACUAUAG